CUUUCUUUUUACUAUUUAUAUAAUGGAUUUGACUGUCUCAACCACUUCUAUUCCUUUUAAUGUCCUUGUCAUUCUAGUACUUGGUCAACUUCAGUCCAGUGUCAAGCUUGUAGGAGGAAUAUCCACUAGCCUCAAGGUGAAUGACCAAACGACUUUCCAUGACGACGCCACUAUUUCUCGCUUCCUUCUUCGCUUGGGUCAUCUUUUAGACGAACAACAAACUUCUAAUCAACGUGAAGCAUCUCUUGUGGAUGCUUUGUUAUUGAAAGAUGUAUCAGUCGCCAGUGCCUUGGUUCAACAAAAACAACAUGCUUUUUUGUUAUCUGACAAUAUUGGAUUAGUCGAUUAUCUUGCUUGGUCCGUCUUAGUCAACUCACAACAACAACAAGACUAUGUUGCUUCUGUCCAAGCAACCAAUGUUAUUCAAGAUGUCCUUACUUUGCAAAAGACGGUGACCGAAGAUUGUGCAGCUGCUACUGUUGCUAGUGAAUUGGCCCCUAUUCCUGGUAGUGAUCCCACUCUGAAUCCUUUAGACGUAUUCCGUGUCCGUAUUGCCAAUCAAUUAGCCAAGGUGACUGAUAUUGAUCCUGCUGUGAUUUACAAAGCCAUCGAUAUUCCUCGUCAAUUGGACCAUGGUGACUUUGCUCUCGCUUUACCUCGUCUUCGUGUCAAAGGCAAUCCUGUACAACUUGCUAAAGAAUGGGCUGCUGCUUUUACUCCUGUGGAUGAUUAUAUUCUUGGUGCAACUGCUAUUGGUCCCUUCUUGAACUACCGCAUCAAUACUCGUCUCUUGAUCAAGCAUACUAUCGAAAUGGCUAGUCAACGUGUUGAAAACUAUGGUAGCAAUACUUCUGGUACUGGUAAAAAGGCUAUUGUUGAAUUCUCUUCUCCUAACAUUGCCAAACCUUUCCAUGCUGGUCAUUUGCGUUCUACUAUCAUUGGUUCCUUUAUUCGAAAUGUCUAUGUUGCCAACGGUUGGGAUGUCAUUGCUAUGAAUUAUCUUGGUGAUUGGGGCAAACAAUAUGGUUUGUUGGCAGUUGGUUUUGCUCGCCAUGGUGACGAAGAAAAGCUCCGACAAGAUGCUAUCAAACAUUUGUACGACGUUUAUGUUCAAAUCAACCAUGAUGCUGAAAACGAACCUACAAUUCAUGAUGAAGCACGUGCGUAUUUCAAGAAGAUGGAAGAUGGUGAUGAAGAUGCUUUAGCUUUAUGGCGUCGAUUCCGUGAUCUCUCUAUUGCCAAAUAUCAAGAAGUGUAUGGACGUUUGAACAUUGAAUUUGAUGUCUACUCUGGUGAAUCACAAGUAAGCCGUGGUAUGGAAGAAGCCAUGGCAAUGUUGGAAUCAAGUGGAUUACUUCAAGAAUCUCAGGGUGCCAAGGUGAUUGAUUUGGAAAAAUACAAAUUGGGUUUCUCUGUGGUGCAAAAGAGUGAUGGUACAACUCUAUAUAUUACUCGUGAUAUUGGGGCUGCCAAAGAACGAUAUGAAAAAUUCAAGUUUGACAAGAUGAUCUAUGUGGUAGCUGCUCAACAAGAUUUACAUUUGAAACAAUUAUUCAAGACAUUGGAACUUAUGGGCUUUGAUUGGGCCGACAGGGUGGAACACGUCAAUUUUGGUAUGGUACAAGGUAUGUCAACUCGUAAGGGUACAGUUGUAUUUUUGGAAGAUAUUUUGGAUGAAGCACAAGAAGUAAUGCAUGAUCAAAUGCGUAAGAAUGAAGCCAAGUAUGCAGAAAUUCCAGAACCUCUCCGGGUAGCUGACGAAAUUGGUAUCUCUGGUGUCAAGAUUCAAGAUAAUUCUGCACGUCGUGUAAAGAACUAUGAAUUUGAUCGUAAUCGUAUGUUCAGUUUCGAAGGUGAUACUGGUCCUUAUAUCCAAUAUGCUCAUGCUCGUCUUUGCUCUAUUGAACGCAAGAGUGGAUUGCAAGUCAAUUUGAAUGCUAACACUGAUCUUCUGACCGAAGAAGGUGCUUUGAAUAUCAUGCGUACCGUGGCUCAAUACCCUGAUUUGGUGAAAAGUUUGAUGAAUGCUUAUGAACCUUGCAAUGUGGUCACUUAUGCUUUCAAUUUGUCUCAUGAAAUCUCUGCUGUCUUUGAUGCUUUGUGGGUCCGUGGUGCUGAACCAGAAGUCGCUGAUGCUCGUCUUCUUAUGUAUUGGUGUGCUCGUGUUACUCUUGGAAAUGCUAUGCGCUUAUUGGGUUUGCGUCCUUUGGAACGUAUGUAAAAAAAAAAAAUCCUUCUCUUUCUAUCUCUGUAUCCGAUAUUAUCAACAAACUACAACAUUCAUCAUCAACAAUCAACACAAUUCAUCAAAAACUGAAGAAGGGUGGGAACGUAGAUAAUACAUCAUCAUUUCUGUUUUUUUUGUUUUUUUCUUUAUAUAUAUAUAUUUUUUUUGAUUAUCAUUCCUUUUUGUUAUCUCUUUAUUUUGUUUUCUUUUUUUCCUUUUUAUAUAUUU
Messenger RNA from Halteromyces radiatus, 2455 nucleotides. RefSeq lists its product as uncharacterized. The coding region runs from base 23 to 2221 and encodes 732 amino acids. The record is from RefSeq and is a predicted model, not a curated record. Gene Ontology annotation, cellular component: mitochondrion; cytoplasm. Gene Ontology annotation, molecular function: arginine-tRNA ligase activity; ATP binding. Gene Ontology annotation, biological process: arginyl-tRNA aminoacylation; mitochondrial translation. Lineage: Eukaryota; Fungi; Mucoromycota; Mucoromycetes; Mucorales; Cunninghamellaceae. The transcript has 2 exons.